This is a messenger RNA of Chrysemys picta bellii (western painted turtle), 5229 nucleotides long. Lineage: Eukaryota; Metazoa; Chordata; Testudines; Emydidae. The record is from RefSeq and is a predicted model, not a curated record.
AAUUGAUGCCCCCCCUGGGGCACCUCUUAUUUUCUGAAUUUUCCUUUUAUUCCCGGUGUGGCUGUUGCUCCGAUUGGGAGACUGCAACCAGGGCAGGCCUGACCCCCAGCAGCACCCCUUGGUUCCAGCUUAUCCUAGAAGCCUUGGGCUGGUGGGGGAUCUUUUGCCCACAAAAGCGGGUGGGUCAUAAAUGUGCUGGGCCCCUAUUUCCCCGCCCCUGCACCCCACAUGGAGUUAGGAGCAGGAGCCGCGGGGGAAGAAGCCAGGGAACAACCUGAAGUGGAGAGGGGCGGGCUGUGCCCGGAUCCCGGGGCGGGGCAGGCGCGGAGCCCCGGCCCGGCGCUGCAGAGGGAGACGGGGAGCGCCCGGAGGGCGAUGGAGGGGGAGUCCCCGGGUCCCGGGGAGCAGGCGCUGCAGGAGUUCCAGACCCUGGUGGAGCUGGUCGGGGGGAAGCCAGAGGUGCUGCUGGUCGGGGAGGUGCUGGAAGGGGGAGAGACCCGGGCGCUGCUGGGGGCUUUUGCCCAGGAGCUCUUCGGGGAGCAGCCCGGGGGCCCGGCGGGCAGCGAGGGGACGCCGGGGGAGCGGCCCGGGGACCAGGCGGGCAGCGAGGGGACGCCGGGGGAGCGGCCCGGGGACCAGGCGGGCAGCGAGGGGAAGCCGGGGGAGCGGCCCGGGGGCCCGGUGGGCAGCGCGGGGAAGCCGCCUCCCCAGGUCCGGGUGUGCCUCGGCCCCGGCGGCGCCGGCCGGGAGAUCCGCUCCCCGCUCAUCUUCCUGCUGUGCCGGGCCGGCUCCUUGCAGCCGCGGCGGGCCCGGGCCCGCCUGCGGGAGAUCGCGCGGGACCUGCGGAGCCGGCUGCCCCGGGGCCCGCCGGCCGCCCUGGUGGGGGUGAUCGUGCAGCCCGGCCCCGGCGAGGAGGAAGAGGCGGCGGCGCUGCUGGAGGCGCUGCUGGGCGAGGUCUUCCAGGAGCACCGGGCCGGGCUGCAGGACACGGUGCAAGCCGCAGCCUACAGCCCCGGCCGCCUGGACGGGACGCUGGAGGUCCGGAGAGCCGCCUGCCGAGCCUUGCGAGCGGCCCUGCAGCACCGGGCAGGUGGGGAGGAGAGAGAGAAGCGGAGAUUCCCCUCCCUCCUGCGGUGCGUCCCCUGGGGCAGGAGGAGCCGGAGAAGAGGCCGAUCGGCUAAUGCUGCCAACAACCUUCAUGAGGCAUUCCCAGAUCUUUCCAGUCUAAGGAAUGGUCGAUCGGGAGAAGCCUUGGAACCCGAAUCUCCCCUAUGAUGAUGCCGAGUGCUCCCACUAAGCCACAAGGUGGCCUGCAGGACCCCGAGGAGGGAGUGGCUCUGACAGGCAUGUCACUUAGCGGAAACCGUGAAGAAGCAAGCAGAGGCACUGGCGCUUAAAGCUGUUGGAUGGCGUCAAGGCACCACCCUUGCGGAUUUGCUCUUAUAGCAUGAGGACCACGGGCUGAAUUCACCCAGGUGAUCUUCUGGAAAGGGGACAUGGACGCCAUCGUGCAGCUCUCGGGAAAAGCUGCUACCUUCUGUAGCAACAAACAGUGUCCGAACCAGAUAACCGUCCUGCUCCCACCCCACCAUUGCUGCAGCAAAACCCAGAGGGGGGUCAUGUUCUACCACCCGGUAGAGUUCAUUUCUAGAUGCUAAAAUGGACUGUGGACCUUUAAGAAAUCCCGUUGGAUGCAUUUCACUGGGGAUGUGACAGUGCAGGAAUCCCAGGUAUAAAACGUGCUCAGCUGCUAAAAGAGAGAGUCUCUCAUCUGAACAACAAAAUUCCCCUCCAAGAGGCCUUCUGGGUUUCUUUGCUGAUGAAACCAAUCUUCUGCCUUGCCCUCGUGCUUUAUUGCUGGUCUAAAGCUCCAGAUAACGGCCUCAAUAGACCUUCCAUUUUCUGUUCUAGCUCCCCCGUUAGGAAACAACAGGCAAGUGGGGGAGAAAGCGAUAGAGCUGCAGGGAGGUCACGGGGGGACUGGUCAUCUCCAUGUACAGGCCUUGGGACAUACUGGCGAGUUGAAGAGGAUUGAAUGCAAUAAUCUAAUGUGAAGAAAGGCAAUAAUUGUUACUGUCAUGCCGUACGAUCAUGUGCACGAUGCAGAAGUCACUGAUGAUCAUGUCAAUAGGAGAGCGGUCUGAGAGAGCAGAUCAUGCCACACGGCUAAUCCUGGUGCUGAGUGAGUGAUUUACAGGGUGCAUUGGAGGCAGAGCAACCGACAAUGCUUAUAGCAUUUCCAUGUUCUGAUGGGGGUGACAGAUGUCCACCCCCCCCCCCCCCGCCAACUUCUCAACCGUGGGAUCCCAACAACCACAUGGCUUUCAGGCCCCGAAGAUCACCCCAUACAUUCAUCUCUCUUAAAGAUGUGACUUAAUAUAUUGUUUUUAGGAAAUACAAUCUAUAUAUUUAAUAGUUUUCAAAGGUAUUUUUUUAACCUGUCUGGCAACCAAUUGUUUUAAUUAGGCUUUUAUUUCCAUGGAGUAUUAAUGGGACACUGGGUAUGUCCAGCUACAGCAUAACACAUGUUUGAGUUUGGCUUGGUUUUCCUUUCUCUCCGUUGCGAGUUUUCAUCUGGAUCAGGCUGUUGGCAGGACUGUCUCGCCUCGAUUAUGUCCCAUUUCACUGUCCUCCAGGCUGGCUGAGAGGCUCUUUCAUUUGGGUUAGUCCAUCUACAAUCGUUUUGUCUUCCUUUGUUCUUUGGUUGGCAGAGAAGCGGCUCAUAGCUGAGCACUGUGUAAUCCUAGCCAAUCCAAACUCCUGAUCAGAUGAAAAUUGGUCAUGUCCCUCCUGAGAGCAAUGUGCCUUAGGCAUUCCUUAUCUAUUGUGUAGAGUAGGGUGGGCAGCCAGGACACCUGGGUUCUGUACCCGGUUCUGACCAUGGACUAAUAAUUUAAUUUCUCUGUGCUUCAAUUUCCUCAACUGUCGAAUGGGGAUUUUGAUAUUUACCUACCUCACACAGGAGCUGCAAGGCCUCGCUAAUCUCUGACAAGUACUGUGAGAUCCUUGGAGGUGCCAGAGAAGGGCAACAGGAGAACAAGAGUGUACUAUAGCCUACAUGUUAACGUUUUUCCCUUCUGGGGUCUCCCAAUGGGGCUGCAGUGAUGUUUCUGCUGAAUGAAAGCGGCUCGCUGCAUCUGGGGUGAUUCGGUGGCUGCUGAGCAGUGGAAAAGAGCAUUAGGGUGUCAGGGUGGGGGGGGAGUGGGAGGGACAGAGUAGCUGGGUAAAUGGGGAAAUGUUUUCUCUGAUCCUCGACUGGUGUUUGGAGAAAUUCUUUGGUGGAAUUUUAUGUUGUAAUUCAGGUCACUUGAGAACUUUGCUGCUGAGAGGCUUUGUGGCUCAUGACUUAGGCCUUGUCAACGUAUGUGUGUUCGUUCAGUAUAACCUAAGGUGAGAAUUUAAUCCCAGUAUAACUCUCUCUGUGGACACACUUAUUCUGGUAUGAGAGUGCCUUUUAUUUAAAUUUAGCUUAUAUCACUUGGGAAGGGAUUUAAGCUAAAUUGAAAAAAAGCCACUCUUAUUUUAAUAUGUGUGUCCACACCGGGAGUUAUACCUCGGUAAAACUUUCCUGUGUAGACAAGGCUUUAAACAGAACCUAGAAGGUAGAUAAUACAGUAGAACCUCAGAGUUACGAACACCAGAGUUAUGAACUGGCCGGUCAACCACACACCACAUUUGGAACCAGAAGUACACAAUCAGGCAGCAGCAGAGACCAAAAAACCCAAAUACAGUACAGUACUGGGUUAAAAGUAAACUACUAAAAAAAUAAAGGGGAAGUUUUAAAAAAGAUUUGACAGGGUAAGGAAACUUUUUCUGUGCUAGUUUCAUUUAAAUUAAGAUGGUUAAAAGCAGCAUUUUUCUUUUGCAUAAUAAAGUUUCAAAGCUGUAUUAAAUCAAUAUUUAGUUGUAAACUUUUGAAAGAACCAUAAAGUUUUGUUCAGAGUUACGAACAACCUCCAUUCCUGAGAUGUUCAUAACUCUGAGGUUCUACUGUAGUGUCAUAGCAUGUAAGAGUUUAUAUAUGGGGGACCAACACCACCCCGCUUCCAGAUCACGAGGUAUUCUGUACGUUAAAUUUGCUUUGAGGGAACAUGGUUACAAGCAAAUUGAAAAUACAAAUGUAAUAAUGUGAUUUAGUAAAGUCAUUUAUUGUGGGUGGCUGCGUAUGUGAUGCUGAAUUUCAACAAUGAGUGGGAAACAGUUGAUAGUUCCGGUACUUGAAGUGAGCGCAUUAGCUAGCAUUGUCUUCUAGCACAGCUCAUCUGUGGAGCUGUGCAGGUAGAUAGAGGGCAUGUCUACGCUACAAAAUGAAGUCAACUUACGUUAAGUUGAUGUACAGCCACCGUGGUAAUUAAAGCGGUGGUUCACGUCCACACUUGCUCCUUCUGUCAGUGAUGCGCGUCCUCACCAGGAGCGCUUCCACCGACUGAAGUGGGGCAUUGAGAGACACUGACAGCUGGAGCCUGGUAGCCCCGAGGUUCACAGCUGUGCCCGCUCUCCCCUGCCCCCCGCUGACAGCCAUGCGCAGGCUCACAGUCAAAAGGCGAUGUAAGUAAAGUCUACACGGACACUGCAUCACCCCAACUACAUUGACAUAUGCGCUACGCCGUUCGUGGAGUAGUUAGGUCAGUGUAGCUGGCCACUUACUUGGGCAGAAGCAGCAUUGUAGUGUACACACUGACAUAAUUAGGUUGACGUAAGCUGCCUUACAUUGACCAUAACUGUAAUGUAAACCAGGCCUGAGUCUGUUAUGUAUUUACGUUUCUUUCUGUUUGUCUCUAAAUUAAGAGCAGGUCACUUAUUCAAAGUCUUCCUACUAAUUUAAAUGUUUACUCCCAUAACAGCGGUGACGGUGUUAUGCAAAUCUUUGUAAUCUGUUAAGACCUGAUGAAUUAACCAUUUAAAUUAUUGCUAUAGAGACCAACAAAAUGUAUACGGACUUGGGCCCAAAUUCUGCUCCAGAUUUACACACGUAGUACUUUAUUGAAGUCAAUGGAAUCAUUCUAGAUUUAUAUGGAAGUAAACAGGAGCAGAGCUGGCCCCAUGUAUCUUCCACUGGACAUUAGUCUAAAGAAGGAAAGUGACUUGGAUGAUUUUUUUUUAACAGGUUAACUGGCCUUUUAUAGGUGAAGCAGGUGUUUUAUGUAUUAUUUAAUUGGGGGACUAAUUUUGGGACAUUGUUACCUUAAAUACUUGAUGUGAGGAAUAAAUAAACCGAUUUAAAUCCUG